AAAUCAGGGGAGCUGGUUGCUGUGAAGGUGUUUAACAAUGCCAGCUACCUGCGGCCCCAGGAGGUGCAGAUGAGAGAGUUUGAGAUGCUGAGGAAGCUGAACCACAAAAACAUUGUCAAAUUAUUUGCUGUGGAGGAGACGGGCAGCAGCAAGCAGAAGGUGCUGGUGAUGGAGUACUGCUCGAGUGGCAGGCAGCUGAACGAGCUGGAGGACCCCGCAAACACCUUCGGCUUGGCCGAGGCCGAGUUCCUCAUCGUGCUGCAGUGUGUGGUGGCAGGGAUGAACCACCUCCGGGAGAACAGCGUCGUGCACAGGGACAUCAAACCCGGGAACAUCAUGCGGCUCAUGGGCGAGGACGGGCAGAGCAUCUACAAACUGACGGAUUUCGGGGCCUCCCGAGAGCUGGAUGAUGAUGAAAAGUUUGUGUCUGUCUACGGGACAGAGGAAUAUCUGCACCCCGACAUGUACAAGCGCGCGGUCCUGCGCAAGCCGCAGCAGAAGGCGUACGGUGUCACCGUCGACCUCUGGAGCAUCGGCGUCACCUUCUACCACGCUGCCACCGGCAGCCUCCCCUUCGUCCCCUUCGGGGGACCUCGCAAGAACAAGGAGAUCAUGUAUAAAAUCACCACCGAGAAGCCUCCCGGAGCUAUCGCAGGGGUGCAGAGGCAGGAGAACGGGAGCAUCGAGUGGAGCUACGAGCUGCCUGUCACCUGCCGGCUCUCCACGGGGCUGAAGGACCAGCUGAUUCCCAUUUUGGCGAAUAUCCUGGAGGCGGAUCAGGAGAAGUGCUGGGGAUUCGACCAGUUUUUUGCAGAAACCAACGACAUUCUGCACAGGAUCGUGGUCGACGUCUUCUCCUUGCAGCAAGCUUCCUCGCAUCGCAUCUACAUCCACUCCUACAACACUACCACCAAGUUUUUAGAUGCUGUCUUCAAACAAACAAAUAUAGUCCCUCACCAUCAAGAAUAUUUUUUUGAAGGUCACCUGUAUGAUAUGGAUCCUAAUCUACAAGCUCAUAAUUUCUGCAAAACCACAGAGCACAACCCUCUGACCCUGCUGAGCUCCGCUGAGCAGCCAGAGGACGUGGUAGGGGUCAGAUACAGAGACCGUGAGUACCGCUGGCUUGGAGAUGCAUCACGGCAUAGCGCGGUGGGCGCCGGGCACCAGACCCUGCGGAUCGCCCAGGCCCUGCGGCGCUGCCAGGAGCUGCUGGCCAGAGGUCUGCACUGGGUGAUUGGGAACCUGAAGACAGAGUGCCUGCGGAUUCUGGAGCAGAGGAGAGGGGCUCUCUCGGUGCUCGCCUGCCUGCAGCUCCCGGAGGUGAAGACCUUGGCAGCCGCGGGGAUGUACGAGGCUGUUCCCGCAGGCAGCGGGGUGCCGGCUCUGAAGGAUGUGGCCAUGGUGAAGACAAGGCUGCAGAGGGUCUCCGAGGAGCUCACUCAGUGCUCCCACCACAUCUUUGACUUCCAAGGGGCGUUGGAUGGCAUUUUGGCUGAACUGGUGAAGCACGGGCAAGAAGUGCAUGAAGACAAAAGCAUCCGGCAGAUCGAGUGCUGCCUGGAGAAGAUGCAGCUGAUCUACAAGCAGUUCAAGAAGGCCAGGACGUGUCCGCGGCUGGGCUACAACGAGGAACAAAUCCACAAGCUGGAUAAGGUGAAUUUAGGGCACCUGGCCAGGAAGGUUCUGUUGAUUUUCCAGGAUGACUGUGUCCAGCGGUACCAGGAGGCCCUGGCCCUGCACGGCAGCAGGAUGAG
Molecule: messenger RNA, 1754 nt
Organism: Pterocles gutturalis (yellow-throated sandgrouse)
Lineage: Eukaryota; Metazoa; Chordata; Aves; Pterocliformes; Pteroclidae
Gene: IKBKE
Product: inhibitor of kappa light polypeptide gene enhancer in B-cells, kinase epsilon
Exons: 14
Biological process (GO): peptidyl-serine phosphorylation
Cellular component (GO): cytoplasm
Molecular function (GO): protein serine/threonine kinase activity; ATP binding
Source: RefSeq, a predicted model, not a curated record